Bacidia gigantensis is the source of this 1746-nucleotide messenger RNA. RefSeq lists its product as uncharacterized. Lineage: Eukaryota; Fungi; Ascomycota; Lecanoromycetes; Lecanorales; Ramalinaceae. The transcript has a single exon. Bases 1 to 1746 code for a protein of 581 amino acids. The record is from RefSeq and is a predicted model, not a curated record.
AUGGCAAUGGAUACUUACUCAACUCUGCAUCGGCUCCUCAAACGAUACAGGAAUUAUCGAGAUGGAGCUCACGACCUCUUGGAGUGUUUGGAGACGCAAGAAAUCAUCUUCAGUAACGAGACGGUGCUACUACUGACUCCCAUCCUCGGUUCACGACAAGCACAAGAGAUGAUCCGGGAUAGUGGUCACCCAGCUUGGAAGGAUUCAGCGAUCGAUCUAGACCUUGUGCUUGGUGAAAUGAGAGAGCCACUAACAAGUGCAGCGUCCCGAGUCUGUCGAAGGAUGCGGGGCUUCCAGGAGGAAUUGAUGGGCUUGGACUCUGAGAAAUCCCAACCAUCGCCUGAAGAUAAAACAGAACCUCGAAAGUCAUUACGUCGACGUUUCAGGUAUGCUUUCUCGGAGAAGAACUUAUCGGAUCUUGCAAAUUCUAUCCGAAAGGCGACCAAAGACUAUCGUAUCUUGCGAGCUCAAUUUCAAGAUCUGACGCACAGUAGACCAAACAAGAGGGUUGACAGCGAGAAACGAUCAGCUGAGCAGUCAAAGCGGGUGGAGAUGACACGAGCCGCCGCAAAUCAAAUGUACAAGGCUCUGUCUAAAGCCUGCACAAUACACGUCCAGCAUGAGGCGCACGUCAGCCUCAAACCCACGUACGGAUCUUCCGAAAGAGCUCAAGAUAUAAAAUUCAAGCUGGCUUUCCGGCAAACACAGCAUACGAACACCAGUAGCUUAGAUGAAACCUUGUGGUUCGUUGUUGAGACCCUAUUCAGUAAACGCACGGAAGCACAGCUUGAGAACCAGCCACAAAUGCUGUCCAAGCGUCCAGCAUCUCCAGUACUGGGACUUCUACAGGCGACCACACACUUUUCUGCGAAGAGGGUAAGAUUCAGUCAGUCAGAUCCUGUCAUCACUACGUCUUCUUCCAAUAUCGUACCAAUCCCACUGUCUCCUCCGCAUCUCCCUAACUUAACACUGAAUCAUAACUUUUGUACACACCUGAGAAGUAGUUGCGAUCCCAAAACAUGUCAAGACGGACUCUGCAUCGGUCUGUUAGAAGACUCGGAAGAAUGGAGACUUCCAGUCUACUCUACUAGAGGGCCUGCAUCAUGCCACAAACAAGGUCUCAACAAGCUAUCAGCCAUGCUCAUCUCCAAUGAGGGACAGUGUUCAAAGCUUGGUCGGAUUCCGAUCGUCCAGCGAUUGCAGUACGCGAAACUUCUUUCUCAAGCGACCCUUAAUUACUUUGCAACACCUUGGAUGCAAUCGCCAUGGAGCAGUAAGGACAUCAUCGUCUAUGACACAGCAACUUUCAGCGCAGUAUCACCCGAACACAUCCAAGAAGCCGAGCUAUUUGUCAACUUUUUUGUGCGUGAUCUAACAUCCGACAACCCCGAUCAUUGCAGCAAAUUCGACCCCCCUUUCAUCCACAAUGCCACCCUUUUCAACCUCGGUGUCGUACUCCUGGAACUCGCGCACGAAUGUCCUAUUCAAGAAAUGGGCAUCGAAAGCGACAACGUCCCCGGCUUACCUCCCGCCAUGGCUGAUUAUUUUGCAGCCUUUCGGCAGACCAAGGAAGUGACCAGCUGCCUGGGACCUAAAUUCUCAGACAUCGUGCGUAAAUGUCUUCAUUGCGAUUUUGGCCAGGGAUGGGAUUUGCAGAAUCCGAGUCUGCAGGAUGCGGUCCAUCGAGAGGUUGUGUCGGAGCUUGAUAGACUGGAGAUGGGGCUUCGAGGGCUCGGUAUUGGUUGA